Messenger RNA from Trametes versicolor FP-101664 SS1, 486 nucleotides. RefSeq lists its product as uncharacterized. NCBI's taxonomy places the organism in Eukaryota, Fungi, Basidiomycota, Agaricomycetes, Polyporales, Polyporaceae. The record is from RefSeq and is a predicted model, not a curated record. The annotation marks the transcript as partial. The transcript has a single exon.
AAGUACUACCUCUACCUGGCCAUGUACGACAACAGCAGGAGCCUCGCGCACGGGCAGAUUCACUGGGGACUCCUCAUUGGGCCUAAGGACGAAGACCCGACCUCGCUCAAGAAGACGCACGGGCUGUUCCACGCCGUGCACGAAGCUGGCAAGUGGAAUUUUGAGAUGCGCACGUUCGAGUGCGUGCGCUCCAAGUCGAUGAUUGGGCGUGUCCUCCUCGGCAAGACCGAAGAGUGCCGGAUGAAAGCAGUGGACGCCGUGCUUAAGGAUGCACGCCGUAUGGUGGCGGAUAACCCGCGCUGGGACUGCUGGUCGUGGGUCGAAGGGGCGUUGAGAGCUCUUCAGGAGACGGAUCUUGUCCAGUGGAAGUUUAGGGGGGCCAUUGACUUGCAGCAUUUGCAAGCGUAUGGGCGACAGUUCUCGAAGGAGAUACAGGAUAAAGGCUUGGACGCAGGAAAUGGGAUCCCCGCGACGGUGGAUUACCCC